Messenger RNA from Daucus carota subsp. sativus, 2646 nucleotides. RefSeq names its product probable beta-D-xylosidase 7. The record is from RefSeq and is a predicted model, not a curated record. Gene Ontology annotation, cellular component: plant-type cell wall. Gene Ontology annotation, molecular function: xylan 1,4-beta-xylosidase activity; alpha-L-arabinofuranosidase activity. The transcript has 6 exons. Lineage: Eukaryota; Viridiplantae; Streptophyta; Magnoliopsida; Apiales; Apiaceae. The coding region runs from base 34 to 2373 and encodes 779 amino acids. Gene Ontology annotation, biological process: arabinan catabolic process; xylan catabolic process.
CAUGCUCACUUCACUUCACUCUACUCUCCAAUAAUGACACUCCACAUCUCUUUUACAAUCAUUAUCAUAUGUUGCACGACUCUUCACAUCUUCACCGAGUCAACUCAGCCACCCUACGCAUGUGACUCGUCCAACCCGUCAACCAAACAGUACCCAUUUUGCAGAACCUCGUUGUCAUUCACCCAACGAGCUACUGACCUCGUUUCACGACUCACACUCGAUGAGAAGGUGAGUCAACUCGUGAACUCGGCUCCCGGGAUUCCUCGACUCGGUAUCCCCGCUUAUGAGUGGUGGUCCGAGGCUCUGCAUGGGAUUACGAAUGCGGGGAAGGGAGUUGAGUUCACGGGGAGGAUUGUGGGGGCCACUAGCUUCCCUCAGGUUAUUCUAACGGCGGCUUCUUUUGAUGCGCUUUUGUGGUAUCGCAUUGGUCAGGCAAUUGGAAGAGAGGCAAGAGCAGUGUACAACGAUGGAGAAGCUACAGGAAUGACAUUCUGGGCACCCAACAUAAACAUAUUCAGAGACCCCAGAUGGGGAAGAGGACAAGAAACGCCGGGAGAAGAUCCAAUGAUGACGGGUAAAUAUGCGGUUUCAUUUGUCAGAGGAAUCCAAGGAGAUAGUUUCCAAGGUGGGAAGCUCAAAGAUGGCGAUCAUCUUCAAGCUUCAGCUUGUUGUAAGCAUUUCACUGCUUAUGAUUUGGAUCGGUGGCAUGGGGUCACUCGCUAUGCAUUUGACGCUAUUGUGACAAAGCAAGACUUGGCUGAUACAUAUCAACCACCAUUCCAGAGCUGCAUUCAACAAGCCAAAGCCAGUGGAAUAAUGUGUGCAUAUAACCGUGUUAAUGGCGUCCCAAAUUGUGCUGAUUAUAAUCUCCUCACCAACAUUGCCCGCGGCCAGUGGGGUUUUAACGGGUACAUAACAUCGGAUUGUGAUGCAGUAAGUAUUAUUCAUGAUGCUCAGGGAUAUGCUAAAGUACCAGAAGAUGCAGUUGCUGAUGUUCUUAAAGCUGGUAUGGAUGUAAACUGUGGUUCUUACCUGCAAAACCACACAAAAUCAGCAGUUAUGGAGAAAAAAGUGCCAGUAUCACAGAUUGACAGGGCACUUCGCAACCUUUUUACUGUUCGAAUGAGGCUAGGGCUUUUCAAUGGAAACCCCAAGAAUCUAAUCUACGGAAAUAUUGGUCCGAAUUCAGUAUGUACAAAGGAGCACCUGAAUCUAGCCCUUGAAGCAGCUCGAAAUGGUAUUGUUCUGCUGAAGAACUCAGCAAAGAUACUUCCACUGUCAAAGACAAGAACUCAAUCUCUAGCGGUGAUAGGCCCUAAUGCAAACUCUGCAAACACACUUAUUGGAAAUUAUGCAGGCCCUCCUUGUAGAUCAAUCACGGUGCUUGCAGCGAUUCAGAGUUAUAUUCAGAACACAGUUUAUAAUAAGGGGUGCAAUGCUGUCAACUGUACUUCUGCUUCGAUCAGUGAGGCAGUAGAUAUUGCCAAGAAAGCAGAUCAUGUGAUACUUGUCAUGGGGUUGGACCAAAAUGAAGAGAGGGAGGAUUUCGACCGUGUAGACUUGGUGCUUCCUGGAUUGCAACAGAGUCUCAUUACCAGUGUUGCUAAGGCUGCUAAGAAGCCUGUGAUAUUAGUCCUGCUUUGUGGAGGUCCCGUUGAUGUUUCGUUUGCCAAACACAAUCCAAAGAUAGGAGGCAUCUUGUGGGCAGGCUACCCAGGCGAAGCAGGAGGAACUGCGCUAGCAGAAAUCAUCUUUGGCGACCACAACCCAGGAGGAAAGUUGCCCUUAACAUGGUAUCCAAAAGAUUACGUCAAAGUACCAAUGACAGACAUGAGAAUGAGGCCUCAACCAUCAAAAGGCUAUCCAGGACGCACUUACAGAUUCUACACAGGCAAAAAGGUGUAUCCAUUUGGCUAUGGUUUGAGCUACUCAAGAUAUUCGUACAAUAUCGUAUCUGUUACAGAAAGCCAACUUCAUUUGAAUCCAUUAUCAGUAAAGCAAGGGCUGUCAAACUCAAGUUCAGCUCAGUACAUGAUGGUUUCAGAAUUGGGGACAGAGUCAUGUGAGAAAGCUAAAUUCUCAGCCACCGUAGAAGUUCAAAAUCACGGGGAAAUGGCCGGCAAACAUCCUGUUUUACUAUAUGUUAAACAGGCCAAGCACAGUAAUGGAAUGCCAAUGAAGCAGUUGGUAGGAUUCCAGAGUGUUGCCUUGAAUGGAGGAGAGAAGGCUGGAGUUGAGUUUAUUCUCAAUCCUUGCGAGCAUCUUAGUGUUGCUGAUGAAAAUGGUGAGAUGUUGAUUAAUGCUGGAUCUCAGCAUCUUGUCGUGGGAGACGCUGAAUAUCCGAUCUCGAUAGUGCUAGACCAAGGGGUAUAACCUUCAAGAUGAAAGUCAAAUUCUUGUUCUUUUUGGUGGUGAAUUUUGUUCAGAAACCUUCUAUUCAAAAAAAAAGGAUACUUGAAUGGAUUUUGCUACCAGUUUCUAUAACUACUAUUCACUUUAGUUUUCUUUGCCCAAUACUUCAUCAAAAUCUCACUUCAGGAUUUGCCACUUCAAUGAUAAGGUUUAUUGUGUAACGGUGUACUACUUAUGUUGAUGAAUAUGGAAGCACACAAGACAAUGCAUUCCAGUGUGAAGUUUAUCACUUUA